Molecule: messenger RNA, 3130 nt
Organism: Protomyces lactucae-debilis
Lineage: Eukaryota; Fungi; Ascomycota; Taphrinomycetes; Taphrinales; Protomycetaceae
Exons: 1
Coding region: 30-2720 (896 amino acids)
Molecular function (GO): protein binding
Source: RefSeq, a predicted model, not a curated record
ACUUAGCGACCACAUAUUGGCAUCUACAGAUGUCUUCAGAGCUGUCCUUACUGACACUGCAAAGCAUUGAUGCCAAUGAUCAGACUCGAAGCUGUAUCCAGUGUGACUACAAUGCUGUGUUCGAUACAAGGCUCGCAAAGACAUUGCUGUGCGACACAUCAAAGUCAGAAUCGCUCAAAGCCUUUCUGUCAAGUCUAUCAGAGAAGAUAACUGAAGCUUUACAUCAAUCUAAGGAGCUUUCAUCGAUAUCAGUCCUAGAACUAGGAGUAUCGUUCCUCAAUGCAUUCUUGCAGCUAAACUACACUGGGCCAUCGUUCCCUACGCACAAGCUUUUGCCCGAUCACUUGACAGCAGACAAGGAACGUCUGCAUGAUGAAGUGCUUGACUUGCUGACUGUCGACGGGGAACGUCCGUAUGCGCUUGUUCAAGCUCCGCUCUAUUUACUACUUGCAUCCCACAUCUUGCAUCACCAGGAGCUCACGGACUGCGUAUUCGUCUCCUGGUUCAGAAUGCGUGUAGAUUUUGUCCAUCAAAGAUUGCUGGACGAUACUGUUUCGACGCUACACAAUCGUAUAUUCGACAUCGAGAAGAUGGAAGCCAUCGAGAAUGCGAUUGCGAGUGUGCAAGUUGUUUCGGGUUCUCAACUAGAAGCUCGUUGGCAUUUGGAACUUGCGCACAUCUAUUCUCACUAUUCGUACGAUCAAAAAGCUUUAGCACAAGUCAAGCUGGCUCAGCGUUCAUCAAGGAUCGUAAUGCAAGUCAGUGGUGCGCUCGGCAGGCGCACUAAAUACCAAACCUUUGAUGUUUCCCAGCUUGUGGUUUUAGCGCAGUCUUCAAGCGACACAGUUGCAGCUGCUCAACACCACAAGUCAGCCCGUCCAGCACAGCUUGAUCUGAAUGACGACACCCUUUUGGAGUCCGUCUCGUUUACGAAACAGCCUCAACGUAAGACAGAGCACGAAAAUCUUCCUGAAAUUGUCAGAGACUCACAAUUACCACCCGUACUUGCGGCUCUCGAUCCUGGCAAUCAACCUUUACUGUCGACAAUUGAUCAGUGCAUACUCAUCGCUUACGCUGGAGUCAUCAAGCUCAGCGCCGCUUCAGAUGACAAGAUUGUCAUGGAGCAGGUGGCAGCCUAUGUCAACCGGGUACUUCAUUCGCCGAGCACUGAGCAAAUGAAGGACGGCAGUCAUCUAGAUUGGACGACUCACACAGCUGCACUCUUGGCAAGAACACGUAUCGAAGGUCACCGAUCGCGCACUGUUGAGCGCAGUGUACUGCAACUGCAAGUUCUUGUUGAUCAGCUUCUGGAGGACAUUGACGAAGGCUCAGCUGGCAAUGCUUCUGCCGCGAGACAAUUGCCAGAGCACGUUGGACACGAAGCGGCGCCAGUGGAUUCCAGCAAAGCAAAAGUUUCCUUCCUCCAACGAGCAGACAGAAAGGCUUCAGCCUCAGGCGCCGAACGCCUACGCCACCUCUUUACCCUCCCCAUGUCUUCUAGAUUCGAUCUCGAAGCUGAGUUGGCCGGAAAAUAUACUUCAAUUGGUCUUGUUCGAUCAGCAUUGGAGAUAUUCACGCGCAUAGAGAAUUGGGAAGCUGUUGCCAUGUGCUAUGGUGUGAUGGAGCAAGAAGGUAAGGCCGAGGCAGUCCUUCGAGAGCAAAUCGAGUCCAACAAACCUGGUCGCAACAUCCCCAAGCUCUGGUGUUUGCUUGGAGAUGUUGUUCAAUCACUCGAGUAUUGGGAGAAGAGCUGGCAGGUGUCAGGCGAGCGAUAUGCACGAGCACAACGGUCUAUUGGCAAGUACCACUUUGCCCGAAAGGAGCAUGACCUUGCAAUCAAAGCGUACAGCCUCAGCCUCAAGAUCAAUCCUCUUAAUCAUGGUGCUUGGUUCAUCUAUGGCUGCAGUGGACUCGAAACUGGUCAGUAUGAGCUUGCAGCUGAGGCAUUCACGCGCUGCGUCUCUAUCGAACAACAGGAUGGUGAAUCCUGGAACAAUUUGGCAAGUGCUUUGCUACGUGUAGCACCCAGCGCAACCUCUAAUCGUCGCCGAGAUGCUUGGACUGCGCUCAAGAUGGCGACACAAAUCAAGCACGAGAGCUGGCGGAUGUGGGAGAAUUACAUGCUUGUUUCGCUGGAUGUGGGAGAGUUUGGUGAAUGUAUCCAUGCUAUGCGACGCUGCAUUGAGUUGCGCUCCAAUGAUCGAGGAGAAGCUGCUGUCGACUUUGAAGUACUCAAGCUACUUGUGCAAGAAACCAUUCAAAUGGAACCGCCAACAAGCGCAACCUCUGAAAGUGGUCACAGUCCCGAUGCCCUGCGAGGCGUCGCGAGGAUGGUGACUGAUCUCGUGACACAAGUUGUACAGCCGUUGAUUACUUAUGACCCUCGUUUGUGGCGUCUACUUGGCAAGCUUCAGAUCUGGCGAGGCAAAUUUGCUGAAGCACUUGAGGCCAAUGAGAAGGCAUAUCGCUGCCUUGCCGGCAAGAUGGUGGAAACAGAGUACAAAGUGUUCGAGGAGGUUGUCGACGCCGCAGAUGAGCUGGUUGAUGCCUAUCGGAAUCUUGGGCCACGCGAGGGGCGCAUGGGCGGAGAGGUGGCCAGAGACUGGAAGUUCAAGGCUCGUUCAGUCGUACGCACGCUCAAGGGACGCGGCAAGAACUUCGAAGGAAGUGCAGCGUACGAGAAGCUUGAAAACAUUCUGGAAGACCUCAAGUCUGCUUGAUAAACAAUUAGCUGCAUGAUACGACUCAUAGAAAUGCUAGGGCCUCUCAAAGGCAAUGCUAAGAUAAUGUGCACUUUACACCUACAUCCACACGUCUUCACAGCCGUGAAGGAAUUUGGAAGCAGACACACUCGCUGACAACGAAUAAUCUGAUACACUGACCUUCUCGUCCACGUAAAAAUCGGCGAAGUCAUCGGCACCAUGCGCCAUAGCGCCGAUGAAGACGCAAAGCGAUUGAUCCUCCGGUAGUCUGCGCACAUAGUCGGCUACUCUGAUGGUCGGAGCGUCGUGACUGAGUGUAAUUUUGUGGCAAUUCGGUGGUAAGUGGUCUGUGAUGGGAUUCUUGAUGACCUUGAGCAGCUUUGAUGAAGACGACGAAGUCGAUCGAAUAGAGAGCUUGUGUAGCAGCU